GAAGCAGAGCUGUGAAGCUGUGCUUCCACGUUACCGACCCUUCGCAAUGCGAAAAUCACCAAGUCCGACAAUGUCUGCUGCCUCCUCUCGCUGGGAAUGAGCUUGGUCACAUUUCAUCGUUUGAUCUCGGGUAUUUCAGCCAGUACAAUCUGCAGGUUCACUUUAUCACUCAUCCAGCCGUUUUACGAUUUAGGACAGCUGAAUGAGUCGGAAAUCACAGAGCUAUUAUGUCUCAUCUUUCUAGAUACUACACAGUCGCUAUUCAGAGCCAGAAUCCCGGUGAUACAGUAUCGAUUGCCGCGACCCCUAUAAAGUAGACCACCAUGCGGGUCUCUGUGGAUCAUUGCUGCCUCUUCUUUAUCGUGUCUGUGUUUUAAGUGCUGGGAUCAGAACCGGCCAUGGGAAGAAAA
Molecule: messenger RNA, 410 nt
Organism: Aspergillus alliaceus
Lineage: Eukaryota; Fungi; Ascomycota; Eurotiomycetes; Eurotiales; Aspergillaceae
Exons: 1
Coding region: 97-312 (71 amino acids)
Source: RefSeq, a predicted model, not a curated record